Messenger RNA from Rana temporaria (common frog), 1766 nucleotides. RefSeq names its product zinc finger protein 26-like. The coding region runs from base 220 to 807 and encodes 195 amino acids. The transcript has 4 exons. Lineage: Eukaryota; Metazoa; Chordata; Amphibia; Anura; Ranidae. The record is from RefSeq and is a predicted model, not a curated record.
UCCAGUAAUGGGAACCCACCAGAGAGUUGUCCCCCUCCUCUGUAUUCCCGGGAUUCUACACAGGAAGAUCACACUAUCCUUCACCAUGACCAAGGUGUAAAACUGGGAAACAUCAAAGUUGAGGAUGUAGAGGAACAAGAAGAGGAGGAGGAAGAAGAGGAGAUAGGGGAUGAAGAACUGAACUACAUCAAAGUUGAGGUUAAAGAGGAAGAAGAAGAGAUGUUAGUGAGUAGAGAUCAACAAUCAAUGGAGGAAGGGGAGACGAUUCAACAGUCUAUGGAGGAGGAGAAGACGUCAAAAGAAGAGGAAUCUUCUCUACAUAUAGACACAAGUGGACGCUAUGUGGGGAAUAUCUCAGAAGGGCAUUUUAUAUUACCUGUAAAUUGUAAGUCAGAAGAAAAUGUUACUGAGAAUAUUCAUCCCAGACCUUACUAUUUGGAGACAUCCAUGGAUCCCUCUUAUCCUGAGAAAUCUUCUCCUCCAUCACAUACUAUGAAUACAGACAUCAGUCUCCGCUCUUCCAGUGCAGACACAUCGACAGAUCCAUCUAAUCUCAGGGAAUCUUCCUCGAGCUACGAUGAGCUUCAAACAGCCGAUAAACCAUUCUCCUGUCUGGGGUGUGGGGAAUCUUUUAAGACGAAAUCUGAACUUCAUGUACAUCUCAGAUCUCACACCAGCGUGGCCUUUCCAUGUUCAGAGUGCGGAAAAACUUUCGCUAAAAAAAAAGAGAACUUUAUAGGCACCAGAAAACUCACGAGAAUGAUGAUAAUUAUUCAUGUUCAGAGUGCGGGAAAUGUUUCACGGUGAGAAAAAAAUUUAUGGCACAUCAGAGAAUUCACACGGCUAAACGCCCUCAUUCGUGUUCAGAGUGCGGGAAAUGUUUCACAGAGAAAAGUAGACUUUUAACACAUCAGAGAAGUCACACAGGUGAGCGUCCUUAUCCAUGUCCAGAGUGCGGGAAAUGUUUCACCAAGAAAGCCAUACUUCUGUCACACCUAAGACUUCACACGGGCGAGCGUCCUUUUUCAUGCUCAGAGUGCGGGAAAGGUUUUAACCAGAAAGGAAGCCUUAUUGCGCACCAAGGGAGUCACAAAGGCGAGUGGCCUUUCUCUUGUUCAGAGUGCGGGAAACGCUUCACGUGGAAAGAAAGUCUUCAAAGACACCUGAGAAGUCACAUGAGUGAAAGUCUUUUUACGUGUUCGGAGUGCGGGAAAAGUUUUACGGAGAAUGCAAAGCUUCGUAGGCACCAGAGAACGCACACAGGCGAGCGUCCUUAUUCGUGUACAGAGUGUGAAAAAAGUUUCACUCGCAAAGAACUGCUUACUGAACACCAGAGAAGCCACACGGGGGAGCGCCCUUUCUCUUGUUCAGAGUGCGGGAAAUCUUUUUCACUUAAAGGAAAUCUAAUUAGACAUCAGAGUACACAUACAUAGCUGCUGAGGCAUGUACCAUGGCGGUCAACUGUUUAGUGUAUAUAACAACUGUUCUAUUCUCUUCAAAAACUGAACUAUAGGGGUGUGUUCCCACAAAAGUCAUAUUUCAGUUACGGGCGAAGUUUGUUGGGUUCACUUAUUGACUACAGAGAAAAACAUUCUUCUGUCACAUCUAAAUACUAACACCAGUGAGCAUCGUUAUUCAAGAUCAGAGUGCGGGAAAUGUUUCACUCAGAAAAGAAGCCUUAUUCCACAUCAGAGAAGUCACUAAGGUGAAUGGCCUUUCUCUUGUUUAGAGUGCGGGAAAUGUUUCACUCGGAAAGGAAGUCUUAU